GCACAAACUGGCUACGCCAAAUCUUAACUGACCUGAUAGCUGUAUCUCAAAAGAAAACACCGGGUAGUGAAAGCAGUGCRAKUGAUGAAGAUCUUGAAGAAUUCCCCUAUCUCGAAGUUGGAGACGUUGAGAAAUAUGAGAUAUUGUUACUGAUUCGUAAUCCAAAGGAUGUAGCUACAUCAUUUUAUCAUUUUUCCAAAGGCCUGGCUAGUUUUCCCUCCUAUGAUACCUGGGAUGAUUUCUUCAGAGAUUUCAUGACAAAGAAAAUGCCCUGGGGAUGCUACUUUGAAUAUGUUUCUGAAUGGAGCAAAUACACUGAUAAAGAAAAUAUUAUGGCAAUAACUUAUGAAGAGCUAAAAGAGAAUCGUGCCCUGGGUGUGAAAAACAUCGCUGCUUUCUUUGGAAUUCCACUGACUGAGGAAGAGCUUCAGCUCGUGGUAAACAGGAGCAGCUUCCAGUCUAUGAAGAAGAACUCAGACAAGACCCAUGGGGCAUUUGGUGGUGUAAGUGACUGGAAGAAUCUUUUCACUGAAGAUCAGAAUGAGAAAAUGGACAAAGUAUUUGAAGAACGGAUAGCAGGCACUAAACUUGGAAAWAAGUUGAAGUAUGACUUGUACUGCAAAGCCUGA
This is a messenger RNA of Malurus melanocephalus (red-backed fairy wren), 629 nucleotides long. Its product is annotated as sulfotransferase 6B1-like. The annotation marks the transcript as partial. Gene Ontology annotation, molecular function: sulfotransferase activity. Gene Ontology annotation, biological process: sulfation. Gene Ontology annotation, cellular component: cytoplasm. Lineage: Eukaryota; Metazoa; Chordata; Aves; Passeriformes; Maluridae. The transcript has 5 exons. The record is from RefSeq and is a predicted model, not a curated record.